AUGGUAAAAGCAACUAAUCCUGGAUCGGUUGCAAAUUACUCUUUCGGAAGUGAGGACAAAUGUUUUGAGUCCAUGAUGAUUGCAUUUGCAGCACCAAUUCAAGGAUGGAAGGAUGGUGGUAGACCAUUCGUUGGUUUUGAUGCCUUCCACUUGACUGGAAAACAUGGUGGAUGUCUAAUGACAGCUACAGGUUUAGAUGGACAGAAUGGGAUUGUUAUAAAGGUGGUGAGGAAUGAAUGUGGUGAAAACUUGCACUUAUUUAUGAAAGAGAUGAAGCCACUUAUUGAAGACCAUCCAGCUGGGAAGAUAACCUUUAUCUCAGACAGACAAAAAGGUCUCCAAGUGUCAUUGGAUGCGGCCAAUAUGGAUGAUCUGAUCAAGUUGUCACCAGCUGCUGCAGCUUACAUGAUGAAGGAAAAACCAGAACAAUGGUCUAGGGCUUUCUUUGACCCAUCUGCAUGUUGUGAGCACCUUAACAACAAUUUCUCAGAGUCCUUUAAAAACUUGGAUAAACCCAUGAGAGACAAGCCUAUUUGUACCCUUGGAAUGAUGUAUGGCCAGCUAGUUAUGGGUACUAUGUAUAAAAGAAGAAAUGUGAGUGCAAAUUGGGAAGAUGGUAAAUUGGUGCCAACUGCUCAAGACUUGAUUGAUGAGAUGCAGAAAUGUUUUGGAGCAUUCAGGGUUAAUGGAGCUAUUGUUGAUAAGUUAUAUGAAGUGACUUCAAAGACCAAUGCUAUAUUUCAAGUUGAUGUGGUUGAGAAGACUUGUUCCUGUUUUCAAUGGAAACUUAGAGGCUUUGUAUGUCAACAUGCAGUGUGUGUGCUCAUUUAUUGCAGCAAGUACUAUCAUAUGGAAUCUUACAAGGCAAUUUAUGCACCUGAGAUGAGGUUAUUGAUUGGAAGAGAAGAUUGGCCUGAGCCAUUGGUAGAAAUCAACCCACCCAUAGAUAUGAUGAAACCAGGGAGGCCUUGCAAGAAAAGGAAGAGAGCACAUGAUGAACCUCACAGUGAGAAGGUGGUCAAAACUUGGAAGAGAUGCAAGAUGCCUGGACACAACAGGAGGACAUGUGCUGGUGCACCAGUUGGAUCCAAUCCAAAAAAAAGAAGACAAAGAACCAUGGUGGAAGGAGGAAGUCACAAGACUACUUACCCAGAUCCUGCAGAGCUUAAUACCAUUAAAAGGGCAAGUAAGAGGGGAAGAUCAAAAGGAUCUGCAUCAUCUUCUCAGCCUACCACUGUAUCAUCUUCUCAGCCUAGCACUGGAUCAUCUUCUCAUCCAACAACUGCAUCAUCUUCUCAGUCCCACUGCAUGUUAUGGAUCUAG
Papaver somniferum (opium poppy) is the source of this 1323-nucleotide messenger RNA. RefSeq lists its product as uncharacterized. The transcript has 5 exons. NCBI's taxonomy places the organism in Eukaryota, Viridiplantae, Streptophyta, Magnoliopsida, Ranunculales, Papaveraceae. Gene Ontology annotation, molecular function: zinc ion binding. The record is from RefSeq and is a predicted model, not a curated record. The coding region runs from base 1 to 1323 and encodes 440 amino acids.